Fusarium sp. VM40 is the source of this 189-nucleotide messenger RNA. Lineage: Eukaryota; Fungi; Ascomycota; Sordariomycetes; Hypocreales; Nectriaceae. The record is from the annotation of a GenBank genome assembly.
AUGGCUCCCCCCAAGCGCAUCAAUGUUGGAGGCUCUGGCCGCCGUGCUCCCAAGGGUGUUAUCGGCUCCACCUAUGACGCUCUUACCUCCCCCGAGAACGCCGCUGUCGUCCGCAGUAUCGCUAUCUUUGGUGCUGCUGUGACAUUCCUCUCCAGCUCUUGGGGUGAGAUCCUUCUACCUCCUCAGUAA